ACGUAUUUUGUUCUGAGGGAAGUCAGUUUUGCAAAUUUAACACAUACGAAUGGCCCAAUACCAAAACUCUCCAAAACAUGUCAUGUAGCUAGGAACCAGAAAGAAAAAAGAAAACAAGAAUAGCUCUCUUUUCAACUCAUUCAUCCUGUUACUGUUUCUUCCAACAACCGGAGAGGCGAAGAAAAUGUCUGUGGUUCCAGAUUCUCUGAUCACUUAUCUGCUAGACAACCUUACACAGAUACUCGAAUAUAACUAUCAUAUAUAUGCCGAUGUGAAGGGCAAUUGUGAGUCGCUUCAAGGCGAAGUUGAGAAGCUGAAAGGGCUGAUGCAGGAUUUUCAAAAGUAUAAUUACGACAGCGAUUACCUUAAAAUACUGAGGAAGCAAAUAAGAGAAACCGUUGAUGAAGCCAGUAAGGGUGUUGCUUCUUACGUUGACCUCGUGAAACGGCACAAACAGGGCAAAGGGUUCUUGUCCAAGGCUCUGGAUAAGCUGAGUUUCGGGAAAAGUGUUCGGAAAAAGGCGCUGAAGAUCUCUGAUACCCUCGACAAAAUCAAGAAUCUGAAUGAGAAGGAUAUCCCUAAUGGCAUUCAAUUUCUGAAACAACAAGCAGCUACACAACAGGGUCAACCGGCGACUAAAACAGAGCCUCGAAACGUAGAGGAGGUCCAUGUCAUAGGUUUCGAAGAUGCAGUCAAAGAUGUGAAGAAACUUAUCACAGGAGGGUCGGAGGAUUUCGAACCAAUUGCAAUUGUCGGGAUGUUAGGCAUUGGGAAAACUACGCUAGCCAAGAUGGUUUUGCGUGAGCUAAAUGAGAUUGAUUACAAGAUUCGAGCCUUCGCCAGGGUUUCGAAAGAAUUUGAGAAGAAGAAAGUGUUCCUCACAAUCUUGAGCUGUUUUACAACAGUGACUGAUGAACAGAGUAAGAUGUCAGAAGAUCGGCUUGAAACGCUUCUUCGUGAUACAUUGGCGUCGGGAAGUGAACGGUUUGUGAUCGUGUUCGAUGAUGUUUGGGACGAAAGGGAUUGGAAUAGGUUGAAAGGUGGUUUCCCCAAGAAAGAAGGUUGUAGAGUCAUUAUAACUACUUGCCAUAAUCAAGUGGCGGAGCGUACAAAUUCAAGGAUUUAUGAGUUGCAACUUUUGCCACUGAAUGAUUGUCGGAAGUUACUUUCUUGGAAAGUGUUUGGCGAGAAGAAGUGCUCAUCGGUGGAGAAUUUGCCCGAGUUUACACAGAUUGCGGAAAAAUGUGAUGGAUUACCGCUAUCAAUAGGGGCUGUUGCAGAAGCUCUCCUGGAACUUGGGGAGGUGGAAUAUUCUGAUCCGUGGAUAAAAGUGGCUAAUUCAAACGUGAGUUAUUACCCUGUCCGGGAUAAAGAAACAAAGGAAGCCAUAAACAAGAGAUACUUAACCUUGGAAAAAGACUUAAGGAAUUGUUACAUUUAUCUCGGGGUGUUCCCGGAAGGCUUUGAGAUUGAGGUGUGGAAAUUGCUGCGAUUGUGGAUAGCUGAAGGGUUCAUUAGAGAGGAAGAGGAAGAUGAUGAUAUAGCCGUCGAGGAUAAGGCCGAAAAGUACUUGAAAGAACUCAUUCGUAAGAAUUUAGUGAUUGUCGAGAAAAGGAGGUCAAAUGGGAAUGCAAAAACUAUUCGGCUCCAAAGAAUGCUUCGUGAGUUUUGCCGGGUUAAAGCAAGGGAAGAGCAACUUUUUCACGAAAUCAACCAGCUGGUGAAUAAGCAUUCCGGCCGCUUAGAUUUGGAUCAUUGUUAUCGCCUUUGCAUCAACAAGGUGAUCAUUGAUGAUAAUCUAAAGUACAACCACUCGGAUCAUCUUCGCUCUUUCUUAGCGAUCCCGGAUAACUACAUUCCAGAUGCAGAACCGGCAGCAUUGCCGCAGCAGCUUGUGUCUUCCAUUCCGGAGAAGUUCAAGAACGUUAGGGUGUUGGAGAUUCAGUCACUCAUUUCCGGGACUUGUUCGGAUGAGUUCUCCAAACUGGUUCUCUUAAAAUACAUGGCAAUAUCCUCUGACUUUGGAGCUCUUCCAUGGGAAACAACAGCUAACUUAGAGCACCUGCAAACGCUUGUGAUUAAAACCACCUCUCCCACUCUUCAACUCCACUCAGGUAGAUUGGCGAUGCCAAAUUUGAAGCAUUUAAGGACCAAUGUUCCUACCAACAUGGCGCUGAAUACGGAUCCUAAAAACCAGAAAAAGAAAGGGAAGGCUUUGGUAGGCAAGAAUCUUGAAACCUUAUCCACCUUGGCCCCUGAAAGUUGUACACAGGAUGUGUUUGAUCAGACUCCAAAUCUCAAAAAAUUGGUUAUUGGUGGGAAGUUAGCCGAGCUUUUCAAAGCCGGGUCACCCGGGGAUAAACCUCUGCUUGACAAUCUUAACAAAUUGAGCAAGCUGAGGAUUUUGAAGCUACUGAAUGUUGUUGAUGGAUCAGACCCCAAAUCAUACAGCCUUCCUUGGGAGGAGAGAUUCUUCCCGCAACAAAUAACGCGACUCACUCUAUCAAACACUCGGCUGAAAUGGGAAGAGAUGUCCAAACUUGGGAAGCUGAUACGCCUUGAGGUUCUCAAGCUGAAUGACAAUGCAUUUCGAGGGCCGAUUUGGACAAGUGUCAUGGGGGACUUUCCAUGUCUGAAGUACUUGCAGAUUGACCGGACAGAUUUGAUGACCUGGGAGGUUUCAUCGGGAGAUCAUUUCCCGUCUUUAAUCACGAUUAAAUUCAAAAACUGUCAACACCUUCUUGAGAUUCCGCGCUGCCUCGAACAUUUCUCGAACCUCCAAUGGUUAGUCCUCGAAAACACCACUGAAUUGGCCGCGAAAUCUGCCAGGGCUCUUGAGCUAUUGAUGCUUCAGCGGGCACAAAAAGGCAACAAUAUGAACUAUUUUCAGCUCCAAGUCUCUCCAGAUUAUUAUUAAAUAGCUGCCAAAAGAUACGCUAAUUGUCAGGGGCGGAACCAGGACUAAAACUCUGGAGGUGCUCCACUAUAAAUAGAUUUUUUUUUUUGCACGAAUUAAAUGUAAUAAUGCAUGCAUUUUCAUUAAAAUUUUAUUUCCAAAAAAGCUUUUAUAUGGUACUCCCUCUCCC
Oldenlandia corymbosa var. corymbosa is the source of this 3086-nucleotide messenger RNA. Lineage: Eukaryota; Viridiplantae; Streptophyta; Magnoliopsida; Gentianales; Rubiaceae. The record is from the annotation of a GenBank genome assembly.